ACACACAGCACGCCCGUCGAAGGUCGCGGAUGUUGUCGCGGAGUAGACGACUGACAGCGCGUUAUCUUCCGCAGGUGGGAAACCCAGCGCGCCAUCGCAGUGCCCGGCCGGCUGGGUGUUUCCCCGCAAGGACGCGACUCUUAGCCGAAGACAACAUCUCGUGCGCUGUUGCGUAGCGACGCCCGAGGACAAGGAGCGAUGCAGCGGUCCGUGUUGGUGGUGGCUGCAGUGCUGCUGCGGCUGGCAGCCGGCGCCGACACGAGAACCAGCUGCGCGCUCAGGAACACGUCCCGCUCGCUCACCGCGGACUGCCGGAGCCGCAGUCUCCAGGAAGUGCCCUCGGACCUGCCGUCCGGCCUCACGGGCCUGUCGCUCAGCAACAACCACCUGCCCGCCCUGGACGACCAGCUGCGGGUCGCCGGCUGCGCGCCGCCUGGGAGCGCCGCGUGCAGCCGGUUCCCGCGCCUGGCGCAGCUCAACAUCACCCACUGUGCGACUGCAAGCAUCAGCAGUCGCUUCCUGCACGGCUCGCACUACUUGGUCUUUCUAUCUCUCAGCAACAACCAACUUAGUUCUCUCCAUCAGGACACGUUCAUCGACAAUAAGAACUUGAUGCAUUUAGACAUUUCUCACAACAGGAUCAGUUCCAUCCCGCAAAAACUAUUCCAAGGCUUGCGAUAUUUAGAAAACUUGGAUCUUAGUAAAAACCAACUCCGCGAGAUACACUGUGAAACAUUCAGUGGCUUGAGUAACUUGGACGCACUCCUGUUAAACCACAAUAACAUUGAGGUUUUCUGUGAAACUAUAUUUGGUGAUCUUACAAAUAUGCGGUUGUUAAAUGUGGGCAGUAACAAUUUGACAAGUUUACCUAGAAACCUACUUCGAAAUCUUUCAAAUUUGGAAGAAUUUUUAGCCUCUAAUAAUAUUAUAAGUGCAUUAGAGCCAACUUUUUUCUCGAAUUUACAUAAAUUAAAUUUAAUCGUGUUUCAGAACAACAUGCUUAAAAGACUUUCUAAGUAUAUAUUUCAAGAUUUGUUAAAAAUACGUGAGGCAGACUUCUCUUUCAAUAAGUUAGAAUCUUUAUACCUCCAUCGAAUCCCUGUUUCACUUGUUGAACAAAAUGGAACUUUUGUUCUUGACACAGGCACGAAUAUUUGCAAAAAUAAAGUAGGCACUGAAAAUCCAUGUUUUAUUUCAGAGUUGAGUGGAAAUAAAAACCCAGUGCUCUUUCAUGCUAUGGAUUUUUCCUUUAAUAAAAUAAGUUUUAUUAGUUUCAACACUGCUAAUUUCUCUCACUCAUUAGAGUUACUAAACCUCAGCCUUAUAGGGAAUCCAAGAGUGAUAAUUCCAGUAAAUUUUAUAAAAAGUGAGAGGUUUAUUACUGAACUCUAUUUAGAUGGCGUAUAUUUCAACUGGAAAAAUUUAACUCUAAUUAACGAAAUUUUUGGACUAAAGAGUUUGAAAGUUCUUAGUAUUAUAGGAUGUGGAGCAUGUGAAUACUACACUAAAAGCUUGUUAUUCUCAAUUUUUAAUAUAAAGAAAACUGUUAACAUACUUUGUAAUGAUAACACCACCGAGUCUAACCAUAAGGACCGAAAAAAUCUCGGAUCAUUAUCUAUAACAAGUACAUCAAACAUUAAAUACAACUCUUAUUCAAAUAAAAGUUUACAAAGUAAUUCAAAUUAUUUGAGUCAGUUCCCAUGUGAAAUUUUCGAGAGUAAAACAAUUGUAAUUCCUCGCUUUGACUUUUGGAACUUGUCGAUCAAGAUGUUAUGUCUUCACACAAUUGAUUGCUCAUUUUCCGUUGUUAAGGUGUUGCCAGACAUGAGAAAUUCGUCAUGUGUUCUAUUUUCACAUAGCAGAAUUAAAAAUGUGAAAGAAAAUUAUUUUCAGGAAUCAACUUCAUUAAAAUAUCUAGACUUAUCAUUCAACAGUUUGUCAUUCUUACCAGAUAACAUGUUUUAUUCCUUAAAAAAUCUUGUUAUUUUGAGACUAGAACACAAUAUGUUAUACUUCCUGCAGUCUUCAUUGUUUAUAAAUUCAACUAAAUUGAUUAUCCUCUCUCUUACAGGGAAUCGAAUUCAUUCUUAUGCUCCAAAUGUGUUCGCCCCUUUAACUCAGUUAGAAAUUUUACUGUUAGAUAUAUACAACCCUGCUAAUUUACACAAUAAAAUAUUUAUUAAUCAGAAAAACUUACAUGUACUUGAAGUUAAUCAAUUAGGUAACAGCUAUAGUUUAACUAAUAAUUACAAUUCAAGCAUUAAAUACUUGAGUGGAUUAAUUUCACUUAGGCUACGGAACUUCACAAUAAACUCAAAUAUAAGUGACUUUCUAUCUAACAUUACUGGACUAAGCGAAGUAUAUUUUGAAAAUAUAUUUUUGCCAGAAAUUACUGAUGAAUUUUUUAAUAGGUUCACAGACCUAAAUAUACUUAAUAUAAGGGGAAAUAAUAUCGAGAAAAUAGGUGAAAAUGCUUUCAGAAACCUCACAAACAUAAAACACAUCGAUCUUUCUGUUAACAAAAUUUAUAUUCUGCAUAGAAAUUUAUUCCUUAAUACAAUACAUUUGGAAAUACUGAAUAUAUCUUACAAUAAAAUUAAAAACGUUCCUGUCACUUUAUUUCACAAAUUAACUCUGUUGAAAUUGUUAGAUAUCAGUAACAACCUCAUUGUGGAACUUGAAUGGUUUUCAUUUUCUUACUUGUAUUCUAUUCGUGGAUUAAAAUUAAAUAAUAAUAUGAUUACUAAAAGCAAACUAAUAUCAUUUAACAAAGACAAUGGUCUCGAAAAUCAAUGUGCUGCUAACUUGACCAAGUUGGUGGACAAUUCCAAAGAACUUAGUAAACAUAUUUUAUCUUCUGAACAACCUCUAAUUUUUGGCAGAAAAUGUCAUAGAAAUUUAAGUGAAUUUUCUUGGGAAAGAUUAGACUUAACUGUUAUCGAUUUAUCAAAUAAUGAAAUUAAUUUUGUAUCAAACGAAACGUUUAUGGACAGUCCCACUCUUCAGCAUCUGUUUUUAUCAAGAAAUAAUAUAACUGGGAUUGAUAACGACACUUUUAAAUACACACCUUUACUCAAGAACCUGUUUAUAGACAACAAUUCUCUUAUUUUUAUCAGUGAAACAUUGUUCAAAAACCUCACUCAAUUGGAGUUGCUUGACCUAAGCCAUAACAGCAUUGAAAUUAUAAAAGCUAGGGCGUUCGAAGAUUUAAAAUCUCUGGAGGCCUUAAAUCUUCAAUUCAACAGAUUAAAAACGUUUAACGCCAAAUCGUAUUUUUCCGAAAAUAUGUUAACUAGCUUAUUUCUUAAUGACAAUUUGAUAAUGUUGAGUUACACAAAUUUCUUGGGUCUUGAUUCCAUUGAUAUUAUAAGUUUGCAUAACAACGUGUUAGGAAGUGUGCCAGAAGAAAUGUUUGAGUUAUCGCAUAACCUCGGAAGCCUUGUUAUCAAAAACUGUAGCAUUCUGACCCUUCAUCCAGAUGCAUUUCAAAACAACCCAAAUCUUACUGUUCUCUUGAUGAACAAAAAUCCUGUUCACUCUUUGACACCACGCCAUUUCUCCUAUUUGCGAGACCUAAUUUACUUGGACAUGAGUAACCCAAAAGUUAUUCCUGGAAGCGAUGCCUUAUAUGCAGGUCUCAGUUGGAAGAACAUGACUUUACUGAACUACUUUUUCGAACUCUUUGAACUUCAAUAUUUUAUUCUCGCAGGCAAUCCUAUUUGUGAACAAGUACAGUGGGCACAAAUAAUUAAUAACAUUUUUCUCUCUGAGAAAUGGAGAACAGUCGUUUGUUCAGAAGAAUUCAUAGCACCUCCAUGGUAUGUGAACUCGAAGGGGUAUCAACUGUCUUAUAAUAUAGAUAAAGUAACUCAUCUUUAAAAUGACAAAAAAUCAUUAUUUAAGCUGUGAAAUUUUCUACCAAUGAAAUGUGAAAAAUGACACCAAUGACUCAUUUGAAAAGAUAUUUUUAGUAUUAUAAAACAUAUCUUUUUGUUUCUAAACGAAAUGACAAGUAAAAAAAUAACACUUAAUAUUUUGAAAUUAUGGUCGUGCAAAACAAUGUGUAUUUUAUCUCACUUUGUUUGAAUUUGAGUUUUGUUUCUGAUAGAGAAUCAAAUGCGAGAAAGAACAAAUGUUUGGCAAAAAAAAUUCAAUCAGCUGAAAACAUACAAAAUUUCCAUUGUGUCCACCUGUGAGUUCAUAUUUCGUGAGAAGACUUACAUUUAAAAACUUUAUUAUCUUUCACGAAAGUAACGAGAAAGUAAAAUUAAGAUAUAAAAUUAAAAUGUAAAUAUAUGUACUACAAAUUCAAACUAAAUAUUUGGAACAUAACGAAUUCAGUAGAUUAAAAAACCUGUCUCAUCUUAUUUCGUUUUUAUAGAAUAAUGUCAUUUUACAAUGAAUCGAUUCAGUCCUUAAAACAUUUCUUACCUUUAUGAAGUCUCAAAACUUUACGAAUAAACCAUAUCAUGUUAUGAACAAUAAAAUUAUAUAUAUAAAGUAUGUAUCAAUAUUCAUGUUACAACGCUUGAGGGUAGAAAGCUAUUAUUAUUUGCAACCAUUUUUUCCAAUAAACAUGCUGCCAGAAACUCAUAGUUAAGCCCCUGUAGCCCCAGAAUGAGUCAGCGUAGGCAACCCGUUGGGCUUUGUGCGAGACAGACGAUGCUAUGGUGAAUUACGUGUUUACGACGCCGGGCAGCGCUCGAGAGGACUGUACGAUGUCGAAUGCUGACCCCCACCCCUUAUUACUUCUGUUGGUGGCGCCCUCACCUCUUUUCUUCCGUUCGUGCCGUGCCAUAGCACUGCGCAGCGUGACAUCGCAGUGUCGCAGUGUAAUUUGAUAUCACUGGUGGUCUGUCGUUGACUGUUCUGACGUACAAGAAAACUCGUGGUGUCAUUUCUUUCGCUGUGGUUCUGAAAAGGGCGACGUGUUAUUGGAGCUCAAUGGAGUACACGUUUAGUGAGUACACGGACAUGCUGCUUGUUUACGGGUAAGUUAGACAAAAUGGACGAGCCGCCCGUCGUCUGUACGAAGAACGAUAUCCGGGUCGUAGGAUUCCAGUUCACACCAUGUUUGCAAGACUUACUCAAUAAAUGCGUGAUACUGGUACAUGUGCCGUCACAAGACCAAAUGCUGGUGCUCCACACAGGGUUCGUACUCCCAGUUUUGAAGAAGAUGUACUUCAGAGAUUUAAGGAGAGUCCGGAUACAAGCACAAGGGCAGAAGGUUCCGAUAUGGACGCUGACAAAAUGGCUGUUUGGCGAGUUCUUCAUGAGCAACUCUUGUACCCGUACCACCUUCAAAAAGUGCAACACGUGGGUCCGGCGGACUAUCCUCUUCGCAUGACCUUUUCUCGUUGGUACAUUCGAUGAGUAUUGAGGAACCCCGAGUUAGCGGUUUUAUUCAGGGAUAAAGCCAAGUUCACUCAAGAUGCUAUUCUCAAUUCGCACCACAGUCAUGUUUGGAAUGAUUUCAAUCCGCAUGCAACGUGUGUUACAGCUCGCCAGGAACGUUUUUCAGUUAAUGUGUGGGCCAGUAUUGUUGACGGCGUACUCAUCGGGCCAUUUUUUCUUCCGCCACGACUUACCGGCGCCGGAUACCUCCACUUCCUUCAGAACGAACUACCAGGUCUUCUUGAAGAGGUUCCAUUGCAUGUCCGACAUGUGAUGUGGUACCAACAUGACGGGGCACCACCUAAUUUUUCCCUGCAAGUGCGAGAGUAUUUAAACCAAACAUUUCCAAACCGAUGGAUUGACGAGCGGGCCCUGUCGCAUGGCCGCCAAGGUCACAGGACCUAACCCCGUUAGAUUUCUUUCUGUGGGGUUACGUAAAAGGGCUUAUCUACGCUACGCCAGUAGAAACUGUAGAAGAGCUUACACAGCGAAUCAUUGAAGCGUUCGAAAUCAUAAGGUCGACUCCACACAUGCUUCAGCAUAUCCGUGAAAACAUGAUUCGCUGUUGCUACCUCUGUGCCGCUCAAGGUGGGCGUGUUUUUGAACCGUUGCUUUAAGCUGUCACGUUGUUAAAACAUAUGCAACAAUUUCAAUGUUGUGAAACAAAGCCGAAGGUGUGAUUGAUUUCAGAGUGAAAUUAAAAUCUGUGCUACGAUUAAAAAGGUUAUUUCUCUACUCGAACCCCCACACAUGCAUAACAUAACACUUUACAACGGGUUGCCUUACCUGACUCUUUCUGGGGCUACAGGGGCUUAACUACGUGUUUCCGGCAACAAGUAUAUUGGCAAAAAUGGUUUGCAAAUAAUAAGAGCUUUCUGCCCUCAAGCUUUGUAACAUGAAUUUUGAUACAUCCUGUAUACAGUAGUCAUCGCCAACAUUAUUUACCCCAAUCAACUUUAACAAAUCAAGCAGUACUUAAUAGUUGCGCAGUUACUUUAAUAAAAUGGACGGUAGCACUAAAUAUGUUUCAACAGAAACAAUAAUUGAAAUGUGCAGAGUCGACUUGGUCGCACCAUGUUCAUUGAUAUUGCCUACAUUUUCAGUACCUGCAAUCACGUGGUACUUUGACUUCAAACUGUGCCAUGUCUGUUUGAACUAUCUCCAUUUCAAUAGUAUUCACAUUAAAUUGCUUCUUGUCUUGACACAUUUAAAAUGUAUUAAAAAAAAUAAUAUGGUGUAGUUAUUAACUGCUUCAUAGUUAUACUAUUUUACGAGACUUGAAAGUUUAUUUCAAAGCGCAGAAACCAGCAACUGAACUAAACUUAUGCAGAAGCCAGCAACUGUCAAAAAAAUAAAA
Messenger RNA from Bacillus rossius redtenbacheri, 6751 nucleotides. RefSeq names its product protein artichoke-like. The record is from RefSeq and is a predicted model, not a curated record. Gene Ontology annotation, molecular function: protein binding. Bases 199 to 3879 code for a protein of 1226 amino acids. The transcript is spliced from 2 exons. NCBI's taxonomy places the organism in Eukaryota, Metazoa, Arthropoda, Insecta, Phasmatodea, Bacillidae.